This is a messenger RNA of Neofelis nebulosa (Clouded leopard), 2280 nucleotides long. It is a transcript of the gene SCG2, whose product is annotated as secretogranin II. Lineage: Eukaryota; Metazoa; Chordata; Mammalia; Carnivora; Felidae. The record is from RefSeq and is a predicted model, not a curated record. Bases 11 to 1864 code for a protein of 617 amino acids. Gene Ontology annotation, cellular component: secretory granule. The transcript has a single exon.
UCAUUCAAACAUGGCAGAAACUAAGACUCACCGGCUUGGAGCAGCUCUGUCUCUGAUCCCUUUAAUUUUCCUCAUCUCUGGAGAUGAAGCAGCUUCAUUUCAGCGAAACCAGCUGCUUCAGAAGGAACCAGACCUCAGACUGGAGAAUGCCCAAAAGUUUCCCAGUCCUGAAAUGAUCAGAGCUUUGGAAUACAUAGAAAAACUCCGACAACAAGCUCACAAAGAAGAAAACAGCCCAGACUACAAUCCCUACCAAGGUAUCUCUGUUCCUCUUCAGAAGAAAGAAAAUGGUGAUGAAAGUCGCUUGCCCGAAAGUACAAGGGAUUCUCUGAGUGAAGAUGAGUGGAUGAGGAUAAUACUUGAAGCUUUGAGACAGGCCGAAAAUGAGCCUCAGUCUGCACCAAAAGAAAAGCCCUAUGCUUUGAAUUCAGAAAAGAACUUUCCAAUGGACAUGCCUGAUGAUUACGAGACUCAACCAUGGCCAGAGAGGAAGCUUAAGCACAUGCGAUUCCCUCCUAUGUAUGAAGAGAAUUCCAGGGAUAACCCCUUUAAACGCACAAAUGAAAUAGUGGAGGAACAAUAUACUCCUCAAAGUCUUGCCACACUAGAAUCUGUGUUCCAAGAGCUAGGGAAACUGACAGGACCAAACCAGAAGCGUGAGAGAGUUGACGAGGAGCAAAAACUUUAUACAGAUGAUGAAGAUAGUAUCUACAAGGCCAAUAACAUUGCCUAUGAAGAUGUGGUUGGGGGAGAAGAUUGGAACCCAGUAGAAGAAAAAAUAGAGAGCCAAACCCAGGAAGAGGUAAGAGACAGCAAGGAGAAUAUAGAAAAAAAUGAUCCAAUCAAUGAAGAAAUGAAGCGUUCAGGGCAGCUGGGCCUCGAGGAUGAAGAUCUCCGGAAAGAGAGUAAAGACCAACUCUCAGAUGAUGUCUCCAAAGUAAUUGCCUAUCUGAGAAGGUUAGUGAAUGCUGCAGGCAGUGGGAGGGCACAGAAUGGGCAAGGCGGGGAAAGAGCAACCAGGCUUUUUGAGAAACCACUUGAUUCUCAGUCUAUUUAUCAGCUGAUUGAAAUCUCAAGGAAUUUACAGAUACCCCCUGAAGACUUAAUUGACAUGCUCAAAACUGGAGAGAAGCCAAAUGGAUCGGUGGAACCCGAGCAGGAGGUUGAACUUCCUGUUGACCUAGAUGACAUCUCAGAGGUUGACGGAGACCGUCCAGAUGCUUUCCCAAACAAAAUGCUCUCCAAGAAUGGUUAUUCCAAAACGCCCGGUCGUGCUGUGGCACAGGCCCUACCAGAGGGGCUAACUGUUGAGGACAUUUUAAGUCUUUUAGGGAUGGAAAAUGCAGCAAACCAAAAGCCUCCAUAUGUUUCCAGUCAGUAUAACCGAGAGAAAGUUUUGCCCAGGCUCCCCUACGGUCCUGGAAGAUCUGGAGCGAACCAGCUUCCCAAAGGUGCGUGGAUGCCAGAUGUUGAGAACAGACAAAUGGCAUAUGAAAACCUGAGUGACAAGGAUCAAGAAUUAGGAGAGUACUUGGCCAGGAUGCUAGUGAAAUACCCUGAGAUCAUGAAUUCAAACCAGGUGAAGCGAGUUCCAAGUCAAGUCUCCCCUGAAGAUAACCAACAGGAAGAGGACCAAAUUGAGCAGGCCAUCAAAGAGCAGUUGAAUCAAGGUAGCUCUCAAGAGACUGAAAGACUGGCAUCGGUAAGCAAAAGGCUCCCUGUGGGGCCCCCAAAGAAUGAUGAUACCCCAAACAGACAGUACUUGGAUGAAGAUCUGUUAAUGAAAGUGCUGGAAUACCUCAACCAAGAAAAGGUAGAAAAGGGAAGGGAGCAUAUUGCUAAGAGAGCAAUGGAAAAUAUGUAAGAGUUUUCAUCAAUUGCCCUACUUUCUUCCUCGAACCCCAAGAAAACCCCAACAUUUCUCUUUAGUGUGUUGACUUCUAUCCUGUUAACACUGUAAUAUCUUUAAAUGAUAUAAAGGCAGAUGAUUCCAUUUCACUGGGGUAUCUGCUUCACUUAUUCUGAGUUGUUCUCUUGUGUAUGGAUAUGUGUCAAUGUUAUGACUUCUGGAUAAAAAUUAAUCAUAUCCCUUAAUCAAGAAAGAUAUGUGUGAUAGUGUUUAAUAGUGUAUUUAAUGGCUGUGGCCUUGUUGAUGCUCACAUAUUAUAAAGAGUGUCCUAUAAUUCUCUGGAAAGUUUUUAAUAAUUAUUGAAUUAUUUUGUUACUGUCUGUAGUGUUUUGUGAAGUAUUGGAUCAAAAAAAUAAAGCAUUAUAAAUAUA